Messenger RNA from Hypoxylon trugodes, 1748 nucleotides. RefSeq lists its product as uncharacterized. The transcript has a single exon. The record is from RefSeq and is a predicted model, not a curated record. NCBI's taxonomy places the organism in Eukaryota, Fungi, Ascomycota, Sordariomycetes, Xylariales, Hypoxylaceae. Gene Ontology annotation, molecular function: ATP binding; metal ion binding. The coding region runs from base 30 to 1661 and encodes 543 amino acids.
AAAGAAUUCAUCUAUUGCCGUAAUAUGGAAUGAGAAAUAAGCUAUGCCUCCCAUUUGUUCUCUCUGCUCCUUCACGGAUUAUUACAAGUUUCUACGUUACCAUAUUAAAGAUUGAUAUGACGAAUAGCUCACCAAAGUGGGAGGCGGCACGAUGUUUCGGUUUCAUAUUACUUAGUGUCAUUAUUCUACCGCUGUCAACUUCGAUUGUAUGUCUUCUUUGUAUGAGGAGAAUCCUUUCCAAUCACAACCCAGAAGAAACGCCCCGGAAUAGUUCCUAUGCCAAAUCACCUAAACGGACCGUGCUGGUCACUGGGGUUGGGAUGGCAAAGGGGCUGGCAUUAGCUCGCUCAUUCUAUCUUUCAGGACAUCGUGUCAUCGGAGCCGAUUUUGAACGCGCCGGUAUCCCAUGUCCGGGUCGAUAUUCGCGAAGCCUUUCGGCUUUCUAUCGUUUACCAGAGCAGGACGCGAAAGAUAAUGCCAAGGCUUACACCAAACGCCUUAUUGAUAUAAUUCAAAUCGAAGUGCUGGACCUCUGGGUAUCCUGUUCCGGCGUGGCUAGCGCUGUAGAAGAUGCACACGCAAAAGAGUUGGUAGAGCGACAUACUUCGUGUAAAUGCAUCCAAUUUGAUGUGGAGAAAACUUCCAUACUGCACGAUAAAGGUUCCUUUAUGGAAGAAUGUAAAAAGCUCUCGCUCUCGGUACCGGAAACUCAUGAAGUCAAGUCCAAGCGCGAUAUUCUCCGGAUUCUCUCAGCCUCUACAACAUCCACAGCAGAACGAAAAUUUAUACUUAAACCCAUCGGGGUUGACGAUGCGAACCGCGGGAAUAUGACCCGCCUACCUCUUGCAUCAAAAGUAGAAACCAAUAAAUAUGUCUCCCAGUUACCAAUAUCGGAACAAAACCCGUGGAUUCUACAACAGUUCAUUCCAGGUAACGAGGAAUAUUGUACACAUGCCUUAAUUAUACAAGGAGAGGUCAAAUGCUUUGUGGCAUGUCCGAGCGCCGAGUUGUUGAUGCAUUACAGACCGUUAUCUCAAGACUCGCACUUGUGGCAAUCAAUGCUAGCAUUCACUGUCGAAUUUGUCAAGCGCUCAUCUAAGUUUAAUCCUAUGACGGGUCAUCUGAGUUUUGACUUUAUGGCAAGCGAUCGAAAAUCCGAUCAUAACCAGUUCAAGGAUAUUUAUGCCAUCGAGUGCAAUCCCCGCGCCCAUACCGCGGUCGUCCUUUUUGGACAGCAGAACCCAGAAAUAGAAGCUAUGGUGCAAGCUUACCUCACGGCUGUCGGAAUCAACUCGAAAGAGACGGAAACGGACUUAAUAGAUGGAAUUGGUGCGCCUUUCAGCACUGUUCACACACCAGUCACGCCUGCGGCAGAUUCGAAACCAAGAUAUUGGAUAGGACAUAAUAUUGUCGCCCUUCUCAUUCAUCCCAUACUUUUAUGGGGUAUCGGAUCCAUCAACUUUAGGUCUAUGCUUUCAAGUCUUCUUGAAUUUGUAUCACACCUCUUCUCAUGGAAGGAGGGCACUUUUGAAGUAUGGGAUCCGUUACCCGCAAUGGUUCUUUACCAUGUUUACUGGCCGAUGACAAUUCUAUCCGCCUGGUGGCAUGGAAAACACUGGAGUAGAGUGAAUGUCAGUACCACGAAAAUGUUUAUGUGCUGAGGAUAAAUGUGGUACCUAUUAUGCCAGAGCCGGCGUUCUCGGAGAUAACACUGGCCUCAUCUUAUAUACCUAGGUACAAUUGAAUAG